CGCACUAGUUAUUUGGAUUUUGAAUGGAGAUGUAGAAAAGUGUGAUAGUUUUCUUCUAAAAUUUAAUUUAAAAAAAAAAAAAGAAAAUGGGUUUAUUAACAAUUCUGAAGAAGUUAAAGAAAAAGGAGAAGGAAGUUAGGCUUCUUAUGCUUGGUCUAGACAAUGCUGGGAAGACAACAAUUCUGAAGAAAUUUAAUGGAGAAGAUAUCAAUACCAUAUCACCUACACUUGGAUUUAACAUUAAGACAUUAGAACAUAGAGGAUUUCGCUUGAAUAUGUGGGAUGUCGGCGGCCAGAAAUCUCUUAGAUCAUACUGGCAAAAUUACUUCGAAAGUACGGACGGACUCAUUUGGGUGGUGGAUAGCGCAGAUCGCCGCAGGUUACAGGACUGCAAAAAUGAAUUGCAUGCAUUGUUGCUUGAAGAAAGAUUACUUGGAGCUACACUUUUAGUGUUUGUUAAUAAGCAAGAUUUGCCUGGUGCAUUGCCUGCUAAUGAAAUUAAAGAGAUUCUUGAGUUGGAUACCAUAAAAAGUCAUCACUGGAACAUUCUCCCAUGCAGUGCCAUAACUGGAGAAAAUUUAUUGACUGGAAUCGAUUGGGUCUUGGACGAUAUAGCAUCUCGUAUAUUCACCAUGGAUUAAAAAAAAAAACAAAGCAUUUUAUUUGAAUAAAGUAAUAUGCAGAUGUAAUUUAUUUAUAUCUAUAUGUAUAUAAUGUUUUCUAUAUGGUCUUCCAGCUUGCAAUUCAGUCAUUACUUUUGCCUCCUCCUGAUAUUUUGAUAUUGUACUUCCAUGUUUUAAACUUAUUUGUAUGCAUGAUGGAAAGUAAUUAGACGAUCACGAACAAAUAUUUUAUUGUAUAUAACCAAUAAUAUUUAAAGCUUAU
Molecule: messenger RNA, 885 nt
Organism: Centruroides sculpturatus (bark scorpion)
Lineage: Eukaryota; Metazoa; Arthropoda; Arachnida; Scorpiones; Buthidae
Gene: Arl2
Product: ADP-ribosylation factor-like protein 2
Exons: 5
Coding region: 87-641 (184 amino acids)
Biological process (GO): protein folding
Cellular component (GO): microtubule cytoskeleton; cytoplasm
Molecular function (GO): GTPase activity; GTP binding
Source: RefSeq, a predicted model, not a curated record